UUUUUCCAACCCCUGCCAAUUUUUCCUGCUGCGGUAUUGCGCUUUUAAAUCUCUCUCUCUUUCCCCGUUUCGACCCGUGGCCUUUUUUCUUAGCGCUUUGGCUUCCCAUAGAAGGGAGGUGUAUCAUUUGUUCUUUCUGUGUCUGAUCAGCCCCAGCAGGCAACCGUUUGCGCUCUUCGGCACCCACUCGUCCAAAGAAAACCUGAAUUCGGGCAAUUUCAGCUUCCCCUCGGAAGGGCACCUGCUUCGCAACACGGGCCUGGCUGGCAGCGUCGCCAAGCACAUGGUGGUCCAGUGUGUCUCCCCCAAGGGACCCCUGGCUUGUUCCCGGACCUAUUUCUUUGGCGCCACUCACACUCCUUACCUGGGGAAUGGAGAUGGAUUGGAAAAGAAAACAGAAGAAGUUAAACUCUUGUCUCAGAUCUAUUUUGCUGUGGUGGAAGCUGUCCUGGCUGGCAUAGACACCUUCUCAAAAACCUCCCAUGUUACAAAG
This is a messenger RNA of Thamnophis sirtalis, 493 nucleotides long. The record is from RefSeq and is a predicted model, not a curated record. NCBI's taxonomy places the organism in Eukaryota, Metazoa, Chordata, Lepidosauria, Squamata, Natricidae.